AUUUAUGAGAAAAUUAAAAAUACACACUUGUUUUAUAGUUGGCUGAUAUGGCGACACCAAGGAUUUAGGGAGAUCUCCACCACUGUCACUAUCGUAAGAUCUGUUGCUGUGGUCCAGACUUUUUCACACUGCUAAUGUCCUGCAUAAAUAUCAAAGCAGUGGAUUCACUUUUUUUUUUUUCUUUCUUGAUUCUCUUUAGCCUGAUGAAGUCCUCCGAUGUUGAUCAGGAUUUAUUUACAGACAGUUACUGCAAGGUGUGCAGUGCACAACUGAUAUCUGAAUCUCAGCGCGUGGCCCAUUAUGAGAGUCGAAAACAUGCCAGCAAAGUCCGACUGUAUUACAUGCUUCACCCCCGGGACGGUGGGUGUCCCGCCAAGAGGCUUCGGUCAGAAAAUGGAAGUGAUGCCGACAUGGUGGAUAAGAACAAGUGCUGCACACUCUGUAACAUGUCAUUUACCUCAGCUGUGGUGGCUGACUCACAUUAUCAAGGCAAAAUCCAUGCCAAAAGGUUAAAACUGUUGCUAGGAGAGAAAACCCCAUUAAAGACCACAGCAACACCCAUCAGCUCGCUUAAGUCCCCUCGGGUGGACGCUGCUGCUCCGGUGGUCGCAUCUCCCUAUCAAAGAAGAGAUUCAGACAGAUACUGUGGGCUCUGUGCAGCCUGGUUUAAUAAUCCUCUGAUGGCCCAGCAACAUUAUGAUGGCAAGAAACACAAAAAGAAUGCAGCGAGAGUCGCUUUAUUAGAACAACUGGGGACAACCCUGGAUAUGGGAGAACUAAGAGGUCUGAGGCGCAAUUACAGAUGUACCAUCUGCAGCGUCUCCCUAAACUCAAUAGAACAGUAUCACGCUCAUCUGAAAGGAUCUAAACACCAGACCAAGUAGGUACUUUCAUACUUCCAUCAUUUGGCAUGUAAUUUUU
This is a messenger RNA of Loxodonta africana (African savanna elephant), 921 nucleotides long. It is a transcript of the gene ZMAT4, whose product is annotated as zinc finger matrin-type 4. Gene Ontology annotation, molecular function: nucleic acid binding; zinc ion binding. NCBI's taxonomy places the organism in Eukaryota, Metazoa, Chordata, Mammalia, Proboscidea, Elephantidae. The transcript has 5 exons. The record is from RefSeq and is a predicted model, not a curated record. The coding region runs from base 135 to 884 and encodes 249 amino acids.